GCGUCGGUAUCAACACCCACGUUAUCGCAGUCUCCGCUUGUUAGUGAAGCUUUGGCCCUUGCUAAGUCAAAAGGUUUGCGAGGAGGAUACAUCGAAUUCAUGCGUUCGAAUACUGACGAGAGUAUAAAACGGUCAUUUGAGGAGGUCAAGAAAGAGUUGACUAAUCGUCAGUCAUUUCUCAAGUCAGCCACGUCAGUAGUCCGUUACCUUCAAGCAGCUCGUAUUCUGUAUAAUAGAUUGGACUGGAGGAAGAGGCGGAAAUACGAGAUUAUUGCUAGGAACCUUGCUCGCAUUGAGCAUAGAGCAGAGUUGCUGAAGAAAGGAGUGCUCGAUGAGAUGCCUCUUUUCAUCAACGGAUCUGAACAAUUGGAA
This is a messenger RNA of Ostertagia ostertagi, 372 nucleotides long. Lineage: Eukaryota; Metazoa; Nematoda; Chromadorea; Rhabditida; Trichostrongylidae. The record is from the annotation of a GenBank genome assembly.